AAUAACAACCCUUCAACUGCAAAGUGCAAAUUGGUUUUGUGAAUGACUUAUUUCAGAAUUUUAACAAAUUCUUGACAUAAUUUUUUUUAUCCCUAUCAAAGUUGUUCUUUGAAUCAAACUGUUCUUAAAAAUUAAUAGCAACUGUAUGGACAAUUGUUUAGUACUCUUAGAAUCACCAUUCACAAAUGACUGGAGAGCUAGGUCUUCAAUAUUGAGAAUCUGAUGGAGUCAGAAGACUGGACAGUGGAGGUAGCCCAAAAGGGCUCCUCCAAGAGGAUGGAGGCUAUAGAUAAGCAGCGGCAGUUAAAAGUGGAAAUGACGAAUCUUGUCAUCUCAGAAGAAGCCAGAACUAAACUCCUAGAAACUAUUAAAUUUAUCCAAGGGGAGGACUUCGAAGCUAAAAAGAUUUCGGAUUAUAAAGAUAGCAAGGUGAACCUUGCUAAUCAGUAUUGGGUAGACCGAGGUCACCUAGUAAUUCAGGGAGCAACGGACUACUCGAUGAUAAAAAAGAAGGCACUUUUACCUCACGAAAGGCUCAAUGUAUUUGCUUUGAACCGACUGCAAAAUUACGGAUUCCACAAGAACCAUUGUGCGGAAGCCCUUCAAGUUACCAAAGGUGAUUUCGGAAAGGCCUUUGAGUUCUUAAUGUCACACUACAUGGGAGUCAAUCUACCUGUGGAAGACACCGAUGUGCCUGAAGAUGUAUUGCAAGAACGGAAUGAAGAAUUGGAGUCGGUGAAAGAAAUAUUUGGACAAAUGUUAGAAGAACGGAUUUCCAACCAGCUGUGGAUAGUGCAUUUGGACCUGCCGUACAUUUUAGAAAAUUACAAUAAUAGGACAAAAAGUGAGCUCGAGGCGACGAUCAAAAUACAUAAACCUAGUAAAGCCCCUUCUAACAAAAAAGAAAUGUGUCGAAACUUUGUAAAAGGUCAUUGUAGUUAUGGGAGUAACUGUCGGUUUUCUCAUGAACCACCCGUAAACAAAGUGGUCGUUAAAUGUGCAGCUGAAGACGCCCGUAAAGAAACUGCGACAAAGUUUGACUUGGAAAUCAGAUUCCCAAAAGGGUGCUGCUAUCCUCGAGACCCCCCUCUGGUAGCGUUCAGUCCUCAAAGUGAUGACAUGCCGUCCACCCCAAGACUGAAGCUCACUUACUACCUACAAACCUUCUGCAAGGAACAAGCUGAGAGCCAGUUCCCCUGUGUUUACUCGCUCAUUGACAAGUUUGAGCUGCAUAACAAAGAUGAAAUUCUAGACGUAAUCAAUGCAAGAGGCCCGGCCCCCUGUAUCUUGGAUCCUGCUGUGCCGCUGUGUCCUGAGGUUGUGUCAAGUUGCUUAGAGGAGAUUGAAUCUGAUGAAGAGCUGGAGGUAUAUCGGCCAGCGACUCUCAGCAAGGACAAAAUCAAAGAGAAACUGGAACAAGAUGACAGUGAACUGGCAAAGCGUUUCGAGCAAAAAGAGGCAAGUCCAAGGUACAAGACGAUGCUUCAACAAAGAAGGAAACUACCUGCAUUUAGUAAAAUGGAGGCAAUCCUUUUAUCACUAUCCAAGAGUCAGGUAGUGGUAGUUAGUGGAGCUACAGGAUGUGGCAAGUCUACGCAGGUUCCGCAGUACAUACUGGACGACUGGCUGCGUAAGAGAGCCCGAGGCGACACGAGCCACGUAGAAGUGAUCUGCACACAGCCUCGGAGACUGUCUGCGAUAGGAGUGGCUGAGAGAGUGGCCUAUGAGAGGUUGGAGAGUGUCGGUGCGAGCAUCGGAUAUUCGAUAAGACUGGAAAGUAAAGUAUCGAAGAAGACCAGGCUCACAUUCUGCACUACAGGAAUCCUUCUGAGGAGGCUUGAGGCUGACCCUCAGUUGACCUCCGUCUCUCACAUUAUUGUAGACGAGGUUCACGAGCGCAGUGAGGAAAGUGAUUUUCUGCUGCUAAUCUUGAAGAAGCUUCUCCCACAAAGACCAGACAUCCGGGUGAUACUCAUGUCUGCAACUUUGAAUGCAGAAUUGUUCUGCAAGUACUUCAACGAUGUUCCUGUCGUUGAUAUUCCAGGUCGUACAUUCCCAGUAGAACAGCUGUUCCUGGAAGACAUUGUGGAGGCAACCGGCUACGUGAUAGAAGAGUCUUCCAAGUACUGUAGGAAGCUCAACAAGACGAGUAUGAACCAGUUGGAGACACUAGAGACAGAGCUAGAGUUGGCUGACGUCAUGUCUGGACGAGUUAUCAGCAAUGCCAAAACAGCUGAUCAUGACUUAACUGUCAAACAGCUGUGUCAUAGGUACAAGGAUUACAGCAGACAUACUUGGAAAAGUAUUUACCUGAUGGACCAUGAGAGAAUAAACUACGAGCUGAUAGAGACAGUAUUGUUGUACCUGGUUGAUGGAGAUCACCAGUUUCCUAAGGAGGGGUCGAUUCUUGUUUUUCUCCCAGGUAUGCAGGAAAUCCGGGAAAUGCACGACAUGCUCUCCAACAACCAGACCUUUAAUCCAAGAAAUAAUAGAUUCAAGCUUGUACCACUUCACUCAAGCUUGUCAAGUGAAGAGCAAGCUCAGGUUUUUGAGAAACCUAAGAAUGGUGUAAGGAAGAUUGUUUUAUCGACAAAUAUUGCUGAAACAUCAGUUACCAUUGAUGACUGUGUGUUUGUGAUUGAUAGUGGAAAAAUGAAAGAGACAAGGUUUGAUAGCAACAAGAACAUGGCAUCUCUAGAGACAGUUUGGGUGUCGAGAGCAAACGCUUUACAGAGGAAAGGACGAGCGGGCAGAGUCAUGCCGGGUAUUUGUGUCCACCUGUACACCUUACACAGGUAUGACUAUCUCUUGGAUGCCCAGCCCAUACCAGAAAUCAAGCGAGUGCCUCUUGAACAGACAAUAUUGAGAAUAAAAAUGCUACCAUCAAUGUCUGGUGCUGGUCUUCAACAAGUGUUAGGAGAAGUGCUGGAGCCGCCGACAGAAGAGAGCAUCACUGGUGCUAUCACAAGACUGGUGCAUGUAGGAGCUCUGGACAGGGCUGAGAACCUAACUCCUCUCGGCCAACAUCUGGCAGCACUGCCUGUAGACGUGAGGAUCGGCAAACUGUUGCUUUACGGAGCCAUGUUUAGCUGUCUGGACUCGGUGCUCACAAUAGCAGCCAGCCUUUCUCAAAAAUCACCUUUCCAAUUUCACUUUGAUAAGAAAGAUGAGGUAAACAAGAAGAAGAAGGAAUUCAUGGUAGCAAACAGUGAUCACUUUACGAUACUGAGAGCAUACAAUGGCUGGCGUAAAGCAGCAGCUAGCGGCAAAAACGCCGGUUACACGUACGCUAACGAGAACUUUCUCUCUGUCCGCACUAUGCAGACUUUGAUUGGCAUAAAGUCACAGUUCCUGGAGUAUCUGGCUUCUAUAGGCUUUGUCCCGGAUAACUGCCGGGGCCAAAAUAGAAGGUGCAAUGAAGACAAGAUAUUAGAGCUCACAGGGGAGGAGCUUAACUCCAAUGGCGAAAAUUAUAAGCUGUUAGCGGGCCUCCUCAGCGCGGCUCUGUACCCAAAUAUUGUUAAGGUGCUAAGCCCGGAGAAGUUUUACGCCCACAGCAUCUCAGGGGCUGUACCCAAGGAGCAAAAGCCUGAGGACCUCAAAUUCAAGACCAAAUGCGACGGAUAUGUUCAUCUUCAUCCAUCUUCUGUGAAUUACAAUCAAGGCCGUUUCUCCAGUCCAUAUCUUGUCUUCCAAGAAAAGGUAAAAACCUCCAAGAUCUUCAUCAGAGACUGUACAAUGGUCCCAGUACUUCCCUUGGUGAUGUUCAGCAGCAAUGAACUCAGUGUUGAGUUGAGCAACAGCAUGUUCACAAUCUCUCUUGAGGACAGAUGGAUCAUGUUCACCAUCAACAACCAUGCAAUUGGCGAGUUGCUACAAACAAUGCAAAAGGAACUGUUGAAGUUGAUGGAUCAAAAAAUUAAGGAUCCCUCUCUGAAUCUGUUGACGGAUCCACGGGGCAAAAAGAUACUUUCCACAAUUACCUAUCUGGUUACACACGGUUGACAAUAGUGCUCUUAGGUAGACAAAUUUGUAUGUACAAAAAUUAUUUUUUUAUAUAUUUUGUACUGUGAUGUAAUACUGUAAUUUUGUCAAAGCAUAAGGCUAACAGUAGGCCUAAAUGUGAUAACGUUUUAUAUUGAUUAGUAUAAAUGCCUUGUUAUAUUGUUGUUUUAGGAUGUUACAAGAGCUGUUCGGAAAGUAAAGAAUGUUGUCCUAGAGUCACCUGACUAAGGUACAACAGAAGUCCAACCAAACAACAAACAAAAACAGUGUGCUUUUAAACACGUAAGACAAGUUGAAAUAAGUUGGCAAUACUUAAAAACAUUAAGACUACGAUCAGCAACUCGUGCAUAAACAUUUCUCUGUAUUACAUUCCACAUUUUACAAUUAGUGAGAUUUUUAAUUUCAGCACACUUUUUAAACUGUAAUAUUGCGCAGUGACCCUUCUUUUGUGAUGGCUGGACUGUCAGUGAAAAAAAGAACAGGUCUGUACUAGAAAUUGUACAGCUAAUGCAUCCAUCAGUAUCAGAAAAAAACAUUCCCUACUUUCUAAACAACUCUUGUACGUUUCGAUUUGUAGGAUAAUUAUUGACACAUAGGAAAGAAGACUUAUAUUACUACUGUAUUUAUUGUUACAACAGCUUUAAAGUUUAUCUAGGCAAUUUAUUUAAGUCAUGUCUGUCCUUAAUUUAUUUUCAUAAUUUAUCUGUGCUAUUUAUUUAUUGAAUACCAACUCUUGACACUGGUUCAUGUCUCUUAACUUAUAAAUAAACAAUAUCUUCAAUAGUUUUUGAGUUUGUCAAGUAAUCCUGGAUUUUAACAUUUAGAUGGACUAAAUAAUUCCCUCGAAAGAAUUUCAUUUUAUCUGAAUUUUUUUUUAUUAUUUAAAUAUAAAAAAUAUUUAUAUUUCAGAACAAAUAUAAAUGAAAUUGAACAUUAGACAUUUUAUUUCCAAAUUAAAAAGAAACUUUUGUUCAUUUUGGAAAAUGUAUCCAGAGGUAUAAUACAGUAGUUGAUGGUUAAGGUUUUAUCAUGAUGAACAUAAAUUAAUAAACACAUAUGAAGCUAUCCACAAGGUCCAAAAGCCAUUUUUCCUAUCCAAGAGUAGGGAUAGUUGGUUCAAUAUACUGUAGAACAUUAGAUACACUAAACCCCUGCAUUCGUUAUCAUUGGUAAGAAACUUCACUAGUUUUAUAACUAACUAGCCUGCUGUAGAAUAUUGCAAGCUCUAACAUUUUAUUAGUUUAUCCUAACAAUGUAAAUUUGAUUGUCAAAAUUAUCAGAUUACCCGAAUAUCCUGGGGUAUUAAAAAUCUAAACUAAAAUUUGUCAUGUAAGUGUAAUUGGACCAAAGCAACAGUUUGUAUACUUGUUUUGGCAUAUAUUAUUAACUCAUAACCAAAGUUGUUUGCAAUUAUUGAACUUUGUUGUCACAAAUGCUCUGCUGUUAAAUGGAAGUGGCAUGCUUUAAGUUUGAAUUUGUUUGAUUGACAAAUUGACGAGCCAGCUUGAUAAAUUAUUUUAUUUUUUAUAUUAUUUCCGUAGUUUUUGAUAAAUUCCUUACUCCACAUUGCCUUUUUUUAUAUUGUAAUGGAAUUAACCGUAAUUUAUCAACAAACAUUAAACCAUAGCCUAUUAAAAAAUCAAUCUGCCUGUUCAAUAAAUUUAGAGAUGUGCAGAGGUUGGGACCGAACAAUAUAUUGCCAAUGUUUGUUAUUGGGACAAAAGUGAAUUCCAAGAGAUUACAGGAAUCUUAGAUAAUAUAACGACUAUUUUAUGAUUAAUUUACUCUGUUAACUAGUCAUUGAAAUUUAUUUUGUAACAUUUUGUUCUAAUUAAUCUGUUAAAAUAGUAGGUAUAGGUAUGUCCUAUCCAAUCACAAAUUUAUGUCCCGCAGAACUCUAAAGAUUUUGAAAAAUGUUCAAUGCUUGUAAUGUCAUUUGUAUUGGCCAAAAAUUAUUUGAUUAAUUAAAAACCAAUUAUUAUUUUUGA
Messenger RNA from Macrosteles quadrilineatus (aster leafhopper), 5993 nucleotides. RefSeq names its product putative ATP-dependent RNA helicase DHX57. The record is from RefSeq and is a predicted model, not a curated record. The transcript is spliced from 23 exons. Gene Ontology annotation, cellular component: intracellular anatomical structure. Bases 223 to 4005 code for a protein of 1260 amino acids. NCBI's taxonomy places the organism in Eukaryota, Metazoa, Arthropoda, Insecta, Hemiptera, Cicadellidae. Gene Ontology annotation, molecular function: RNA binding; protein binding; metal ion binding.